AUGUCCACUCCGGGAGAACGGAAGUUCUCCCAAAAACUAAUGGGACUAGAGGCUUGCAACCUGCCCAUUGGUUUUAAAAUUUUUAAGCAAAACACAGUAACAGAAAAGAGUCUCCUGACUCCGGAGGAAAGCCUGAAGAUCAAGUACGACGUCAUCGGACUGACCGAGACGAGACGACGUCACCCUCUCAACGCCGUAUAUGAAACUGGAGAAGAAUUGUUCUUAGGAACAUGCGACAGUAGAGAAGUUGGUGGAGUUGGCGUCCUCGUCAACACGAGUAUGGCAAAGAACAUCUACUCUUUCGAACAACUUACGACCCGAAUCGGACGUCUGUGGAUGAGAAGAUGUGGUUCAACACCAACUUUGACUAUCUUCAUCGCUUACGCUCCAACAUCAAGCUACGAUGAAGAAGAAGUCGAAGCUUUCUAUAUGGACCUGGAGAAGUUCUACCGAGAAGAUCAUGGCUUCUACAAGGUCAUAAUUGGCGACUUCAACGCCAGAGUUAGCCCAAGAAGAACGCCGGAAGAACUUCACAUCGGGACCCACGGCCUAUGA
Molecule: messenger RNA, 555 nt
Organism: Necator americanus (New World hookworm)
Lineage: Eukaryota; Metazoa; Nematoda; Chromadorea; Rhabditida; Ancylostomatidae
Exons: 2
Coding region: 1-555 (184 amino acids)
Source: RefSeq, a predicted model, not a curated record